UCCCUGCCCUGUGGCUGGGGACCUUGGCGUUCGACUCCUCCCAUUUAGCGAGCGCAUUAAAAGGGCCUGUGCUUUAGGGGCUGCGCGCCGCUACUUACUUCCCGGCUGAGGCGAGGCGACGAGACACAGUUGUUGGGUUAGUAAAUGGUGAAGUACUACUUUCCCGCCAGAGGGUACCUGCGGCCUUGGGGUUUCGGCGGCGUGGAGACAAAGUAGCCGAACCCGUCGGGGACUCCUAGCCUUGCCAUCCCUCCCGGGAGAGCACCGCCCUCACCUCUGACUAGCAGCGAGCAGCCGAGCCCCCGCUGUGUGUGUGGCUCUCAGACGGUUCCUCCGGAGCCGUGGGAGGACGUGGGAACGCCGGGGAGCCCUCGACCCCAGCCCAUGCAACCCUCCUUUUGCACCCAGGUGCAGUCCCGGGGUGCGGAGGGGCCCGCGAGAGCUCUGAAUUCUCAGCCCUGCCCCCACCCCCGCCCCCGUUUCAGUCUCUUAUCUUGCAGUGCACACCUUAUUACAAGGUGGUGAUUCCUGAGCCGCUGGCUUCUGACUGCAGGCUAAAAUCCAGAAGCAGAACUUGAAGGUUUAACCACUCUUUCCACAGACGAUUUCAUGCAUUUGUGGACCCAAAGAUGGAGCUGGUUUUUAUUUUUAAAAAGAAACUGUCAGUUCUCUGAUGCUACUAUAAAUAUUAGCUUGAUGAAGAUGUGUGGAUUUGUCUUUUGAUUGGAUUAGUGGUCAUUUUGGAACUUUUCUGCAGCCAUAGAUUCUAUUUGAUAAUUCAAGUAUCAAAGAAUAUUAGAUUUAAGAUGUUUUAAUGAAAGAUUUUGUCUGAGGACUUUAGAUUUGGUAAAGACCACAGUUGGAUUCCAGUUAUAUUCUCCAAUCAAAUUGAUUUAUAUCAUUCAGUCCUUUGCGAAACCUAAGUUUGAAGAAUUUAUAGACGGCGCCAGAAGAUGGGAGAAAAAAAUGGUGAUGCAAAAACUUUCUGGAUGGAGCUGGAAGAUCAUGGAAAAGUAGACUUCAUUUUUGAACAAGUGCAGAAUGUGCUGCAGUCACUGAAACAGAAGAUCAAAGAUGGGUCUGCCACAAAUAAAGAAUACAUCCAAGCAAUGAUCCUAGUGAAUGAAGCAACUCUAAAUAACAAUUUUACAUUGGUAAAGGAUGGCUACAAUGGACAGGACUGGGACAGGCCAAAGCUGGGAGCUUCAUCAGUGUGUCCCACAUGGGUGGCAGAGGCCCAAACACUUGGACCAUCUUCCACUGCUUUUCCUAGGCCUUUAGUAGGAAGCUGGAUUGGAAGAGGAACAGCUGGGACACGAACUGGCAUCACAGGAAGCAACUUUACCUGCUAUGCUACCACAUUGGCCCCACUAAAUCUGAUUUGUCAUAUACCUGUGACUGAGAAUGAAAAGGAAAACAAAUCACGAUCAUUUCCCUCUACAUCCUGUGAAAACUCGUUUCCUGAAGACAGUACAUUUCCAUCUACAGGAAACAAAGAGAUUCUUCCUCUGGAAAAUAAAGUUGUAGGCUUGAGAGCAAGAAAAUCAUCUUUGCAUUUAUCUUACCAAAGCCAUGAUUGCUCUCGUGCCUGUCUGGUGAAAAUGCCAAGCUUCAAAGGAGAAAACCCUCUCCAGCUCCCAAUCAAGUGUCACUUCCAAAGGCGACACGCGAAGACAAACUCUCAUUCGUCAGCACUCCACGUGAGUUAUAAAACUCCUUGUGGAAGGAGUCUACGAAACGUGGAGGAAGUUUUUCGUUACCUGCUUGAGACAGAGUGUAACUUUUUAUUUACAGAUAACUUUUCUUUCAAUACCUAUGUUCAGUUGACUCGGAAUUACCCAAAGCAAGAAGAAAUUGUUUCUGAUGUGGAUAUUAGCAAUGGAGUGGAGUCAGUGCCCAUUUCUUUCUGUAACGAAAUUGACAGUAGAAAGCUUCCACAGUUUAAGUACAGAAAGACUAUGUGGCCACGAACUUAUUAUCUAAACAGCUUUUCCAACUUGUUUACUGAUGCAUGUGACUGUUCUGAGGGCUGCAUAGACAUAACAAAAUGUGCAUGUCUUCAACUGACAGCAAGAAAUGCCGCAGUUUGUCCUUUGUCAAGUAAUAAAAUAAUGACUGGAUAUAAAUAUAAAAGACUACAGAGACAAAUACCUACUGGUAUUUAUGAAUGCAGCCUGUUGUGCAAGUGUAAUCGACAAAUGUGUCAAAAUCGAGUUGUCCAACAUGGUCCUCAAGUGAGACUACAGGUUUUCAAAACUGAGAAGAAAGGCUGGGGGGUACGCUGCCUAGAUGACAUUGACAGAGGGACAUUUGUUUGCACUUACUCAGGUAGAUUACUAAGCAGAGCUAACCUUGAGAAACCUGGUAAUGAAAAUGAAAAAGAAGAGAAUAUUGUGAAAAGUAUAUUUUCAAAAAAGAGGAAAAUAGAAGUUGCCUGUUCAGAUUGUGAGGUUGAAGUUAUUCCAUUAGAAUUGGAAACACAUCCUAGAAGUGCUGAAAGUGAGAACUGUUCACCUAAAUUCAGUAAUAAUCCCAAAGAGUCUAUUAUGGAAACAAAGUGCAACAUCAUCUCAGGAACUCAGUAUCAUUCAGUUACUAAAAGUCCUAAAUGCAAGACAGCUGUUUUUCUACACAAUGAGAAAAAGAUGGGAUUUGUUUCCUCGGAAUCUGUCUCCUUGGAGAGUAAUGAUGAAUUUAAACCAAACCAAGAAUAUCUGAACUCCAGAGUCGGCAGAGUGCAAAAAGAGUCAAGUUCAAAAGAAGUUGAAGAUUCUGAAGAGAAGCCUCUGAUUGAAUCAGAUGUGAUAGAUAUAACUACAUAUUCAGAAGAGACUCCACCAAGGGACGGAUAUAACCAAACAACUACAUUGAUUAAUCAAAAUACUAAAAAUGAGGUUCAAAUACAGAAGUCCCAAAUGAAAAAAUCUACAACAUAUCAAAAUCAGCAGCUCUUUUGUGAUGAUGAGUUGCCAAGUGAAACCAAAAGCACUUCAUCUGAUUCUCCAACAAAGUUCAGUAAAGAGAAUAUGUUUUUAUUGGAUGCCACAAAAGAAGGAAAUGUGGGCCGCUUCCUUAACCAUAGUUGUUGCCCAAAUCUCUUGGUACAGAAUGUUUUUGUAGAAACACACGACAGGAAUUUUCCAUUGGUGGCAUUCUUCACCAACAGGUAUGUGAAAGCAAGAACAGAGCUAACCUGGGAUUAUGGUUAUGAAGCUGGAACUGUACCUGAGAAGGAAAUCAUCUGCCAGUGUGGGGUUAACAAGUGUAGAAAAAAAAUACUAUGAAUAUGUUGCUAAUACCUAUUCAUUAAAUUACCUGUCAGGCUAAUUGGAGGCAGACAAAAGAACCUUCAGCUACCAAUGGAAUUAAUUUAGGGUAAAGUCUACCUAAGUAUUUCUUCUCUGAAGCCCCUAUUCAAAGGGUUCAUGUUAUUUCUAAUUUUAUUUGUAUGACUUAGAAUUGCCAGGAACAAAAAGGACAUUUUCAUAUGCAUAGGGUAUUGUUUUUACUGUUGUUAAAAUUUACAUGAGUAAAAUGGAUGUGUAUAUUUUAUAUGAAAUACUACUGUACAACUUUUAAUUUAUUUAUAAAUUAUAUAUUAAGAAACAAAAGGCACAAUAGAAUGCAGGUGUUUCUAAUUGUUUUUGUGAUUCUUAUCUUUUAGUUCUUGCCCCAAAGGGUCAAAUUUUACUUCUUUACUUACAAAGGUGAUGUUUAAUUUUUGGCAAACCAUUUAUCAUUAUGAAUUGCAAGGUGGGCAACAGAGCCUGAGCAAUAUGUAAGAACUAAUCUUAUGCAUAUACUCCCAAGUAGUUUAAUAUUUUUUUGGAGAAGCCACUGCUGGCUCCAUAAAACACUUUUCCACCAACUAUUAGAAAGUAAGGCUCCAGCAGAAUCUUUGAGCUGUGCAUCUUCUUUUCCACAGUAUCCAGUCUCUUCACUCCAGACAGCAGAAGAGGGAAUAGCUACUUAGAGGAACUAGGAUAUUUUGUUCUAGGUAGAAUGAAGCUGUAAGAAAAGGAAGCCCAGAAACCAGUCAAACUUGGUUUCUUUAGGUCAGAAGGAAUCACGCUGGGCAAGAAUUUCACUUCAUGACCAGAAGGAAACAACACAUCUGGGCUUCAGCAUCUGAAGCAGACUCUUGGUAUCUCUUGGGCAUAAUUUGCAGAUAGUUUUUCUAGAGAUAGCGGGAGUCAUCACUUUGCUAGGGGUUACCUCACCUUGAUCAUCCAGUGGAAAAGGGGAUUAGGCAGCUCCAAAAGUCAAAACGAAUUCUAUCCUUACGAAAACUGUACAUUUGGCUGCAGCGAACUUCCCCCUCAGAACCAGAAAGGGAAUAAUAGUUUGAGAUGUAGUCAUCAGAAAUAAUUCUGAUUGCUGAGCAUUCAUAUGUUUUUGUUUUUGGACUUGACUCUGGGUUUAGUUUAGUUACCUUUAGUUUGGACCUAAAUUAAUUUCUUAAAAAUAGUGGGCUAGAUGAAAAAUUACCUAAAAUUGUUUGAGAGAAUGGGAAUCCAAAGAUCUAAGAAAAGAACCAAAAUAAACUGUAACCCUAGAAACAGCCUGCAGACAGAUGUGGAUGGUUGAAAAGUCUAUCUAUUCACAGUAAAGAUGAAGUUAAGCAAUGUACUACAAUAAAGUGAAAAAACUUCAUCUAUAUGGGAAAUAUUUUUGUGCAGAAGGGCUGCCCUUGUAACAGCCAGCAUUUCCUUGAGAUCUGCCUUCAGUCAUUUGACAUUCAGAAACAAGGUAUUCUGUCAAUUUCAUCCUCUUAGAGACGUUUCUGCUGAAUUGUUCUAGUCCUGACUGGUUCACAGCCAUCGUCUUCUACAAGAUAAGAUUCCCUUUGUCUCAUUCCAGAGCUAUUACCAGUUAAAUCCAAUUUUUUUCCUUUACUGUCAUGAAUUGGUGAAGUAUAUCCUCCAAUAGCUUUUGAAAAGGAAAAUGUGAAGUAAAUGUUUUUAGGAUCCUACAUAUUUUCAAAUGCCUUUACCCUCAUAACUUGAUUGCUAUUUCAGCAGAGUAUAGAAUUCUUACAUCUAUUGAAGCUUAUAGGCUUAUCCUUGUCCUAACCUCCUGUACCUGGGAAUUGUCCAUUUUUAUCUUGGUGAGGUCUUUGAAUCUGAAAGUUUUUUUCCUCCAAGGAAAUUUUCUUGAUCUAUUUUUCAAUGAUUUCUUAACUUUCUGGAAUUCCUGUUUCCAGAUGUGAGACCUGGAGGAUUGCUUUUCUCUUAAUUUCCAGUUUGUCUUCCUGCUCUACUCUCGGAGACCCUUUCUCAGCUAUAUCUUUUUUUUUUUUUUUUUUUUUUUGACAGGCAGAGUGGACAGUGAGAGAGAGACAGACAGAAAGGUCUUCCUUUUGCCGUUGGUUCACCCUCCAAUGGCCGCCGCGGUAGCGCGUUGCGGCCGGUGCACCGCGCUGAUCCGAUAGCAGGAGCCAGGUGCUUCUCCUGGUCUCCCAUGGGGUGCAGGGCCCAAGCACUUGGGCCAUCCUCCACUGCACUCCCUGGCCACAGCAGAGAGCUGGCCUGGAAGAGGGGCAACCGGGGCAGGAUCGGUUCCCGACCGGGACUAGAACCCGGUGUGCCGGCGCCGCAAAGCGGAGGAUUAGCCUAGUGAGCCGCGGCGCCGGCCUCUCAGGUAUAUCUUAAAAGUACCUGUUGCAGUUCAUUCUGGCCUCAUUUAUAAUUCCUAAGAGCCUUUUUUUUUUUUUUUUUUUUUACUAGCACCCCAUCUUGGGUCCAUGGUUGCAGUAUUUUCUCUUCAUUAUGUGUGUGUGUGUAUGUGCAUGUUUUGUUUUUGCUACAUCUUCUGUGUCCUGUCAGGUUCGUUUCUUUGUGGGGGUUCCAUGUGUUGUUUGGUCUUUAUCUUUCAUGUUACAGGCUUUCCUCAGAGUUAGAGUUCGUGAUCUUAGUCCACCGGCAUUUAAGUGUGGGAAAAAGCUCUUUGCUUUGCCAUGAACUGUUUCUGCUAACGCCAGUCUCCUCAGGGCCUGGCAAGGAGUACUCUUCAUUUCCCUGCCUGGAGGACAGAAGCUUGGGCUUCCGAGUCUGCUCAUUACCCCUAUUGCAGCCACCACCCUCUUGAUUCCGUCAUCCAUUUCGUAUUUAUUUGUCAAGACUAUCUAUGUUGCCCUUUUAAAUAUUAACUUAACAAUGUCUCUCGGUUCUGCUCUGCACAUCUUCACUUCCCCCCUACUUGGAACCUCCUCAAAGUGCAAGACCUCCAAAGAUCCUCCAGAGAUUUUCAGCAAAUCACCGACGAUUACAUGAACCUGCUGCUUUUUCAGAACAACUUUUAAGUUAUAAUUUCGUUACAUGAACUUUGGGCCUGUAUGUGUAUUUGUUAUAUGCACUGGAAACCUCGCCUUGAAUGGUGCUCUGUACCCCAUGGGUGCUAAAUAAAGGCUGGCUACUGGC
Molecule: messenger RNA, 6419 nt
Organism: Lepus europaeus (European hare)
Lineage: Eukaryota; Metazoa; Chordata; Mammalia; Lagomorpha; Leporidae
Gene: SETDB2
Product: SET domain bifurcated histone lysine methyltransferase 2
Exons: 15
Coding region: 954-3284 (776 amino acids)
Biological process (GO): negative regulation of gene expression; heterochromatin organization
Cellular component (GO): nucleus
Molecular function (GO): histone deacetylase binding; DNA binding; zinc ion binding
Source: RefSeq, a predicted model, not a curated record